This is a messenger RNA of Oryza sativa Japonica Group (Japanese rice), 2345 nucleotides long. RefSeq lists its product as uncharacterized. Gene Ontology annotation, biological process: DNA replication; DNA replication initiation. The record is from RefSeq and is a predicted model, not a curated record. Lineage: Eukaryota; Viridiplantae; Streptophyta; Magnoliopsida; Poales; Poaceae. Gene Ontology annotation, molecular function: DNA binding. Gene Ontology annotation, cellular component: alpha DNA polymerase:primase complex.
UCUUGGCCUCACCCCCGUUCCCGCCAAAUCCUCUCGUCUCCCCCAAAUCCCCGCCCUCCUCUCUCUCUCCCUUUUCCUCUCCCCACCAGAAUCCAAUCCCCGCCGACCCAGGCAAACGACGGUGACGCGCGACGCGGCGGAGGCGAUGGAGGAAGAGAUCCGCGCGGAGUUCGAGAGCAGCGGCUUCUCCAUCGGCGGCGCCGACCCGGGCGCCGCCGCCGAGAUCCUCUCCACGCUGCUGACCUACUGCAUCAACUACAAGAUGAGCCCCGCGGAUCUCGUCUCCAACUGGGAGGUCUACUACCUCAACAGGCAAUUGAAUGGGUUAAAGCUUGAAAGCUCAUAUCUGGAUGGUUUUCUGUCACACCUGCAAAAUGAAGUAAAAGACAGGAUUAUAAAAGAAGAAACAAGCCUUCACAUUUAUUCUAGUAAUGAUGUUGACAUGCUCUUGAGCAGUACACACACAGAUGAAGAGGGAUUCCUUGACACACCAAGCACUAAACAGGAAAAGCCCAAUGGAGAGUCGUGUAACUCUGAGCUUACCCCACUGACCACUGAUAGGCCAUCAUCCAGCAGAUUGGCCAAAACAAAUGGCGACCGCAUUACCCCGUUCUCUCAACGAGUAAAUAAAUUUACUCAACAGUAUGUUCUUAAUUCUGAUAACGUGGCUAGUGUGCCAAGUAAAGACGAGAUUGAAUCCACAGAAGAUGAAGUAAUUCGAAGAGUUCAACCUAGUAAAAGGUGUACCUUGCAAGUUCAACGCUCACAGCCUGAACCAGGUUGUAGGUUCAUGUAUGACAGAAUAGAAGAUAGAUUUAAUUAUUUGGAAGAUAGGAUAAGGAGGUCUGGAAGCUUGUUUUCUGCAUCUGGGCUUUGUGGAGAACCUGCAGAUGCUACCCUUGCUUCAGAGGAGAGUAUGUUUUCAGUUGGCAUGGUAAUUUGUGAUGGGGAAGGUCAUCUAAAUGAAAAAUCUAUCUUGCUACAAGGCAGUGUUGAGCACUCCAGGGGACAGCAUGUACGCUUAGACUUGAAGGACGUAGACCGGUUUUCCUUGUUUCCUGGGCAGGUCGUUGGCAUUCAAGGCCACAAUCCUAGCGGGCAUUGUUUUGUUGUGUCAAAGUUGAAUGAUUCCAUACCAAACUUUGUUGAUGCUCAACUGCCUCGUGCUAAGAAACAAGCUGUGGACAGUGAAGGCAACCAAAGUUCUGACGUUGUAUCAAGAGUGCUAUCAUCAGUCAUUGCAGCAGGUCCCUAUACAACGAGUGAUAAUCUGUUGUUUGAACCUUUGCAAGAAUUGAUAUCUUAUGCCAGUCGUAAGCAGCCUCAACUUCUUAUAUUGAUGGGACCCUUUAUUGAUUCUGAUCAUCCUGAAAUAAAAAAGGGAGCUGUUGAUAAGAGCUUUCAGGACAUAUUUCUUUUCGAAAUUCUGAGAAAGCUUCAAGACUUCACCCAGUAUUUGGGGCACAAUGUUCGUGUGAUUCUUAUUCCAUCCGUACGUGAUGCCCACCAUGACUUUGUUUUUCCCCAGCCUGCAUUUGACUUGAAUUUACCAGAAGACAUCACGCAUCAGAUUACUUGUCUGGCUAAUCCAAGCCUAUUCAGUUGUAACGAGAUACACUUUGGCUGCUGCACAAUGGAUAUCCUGAAACAUCUGAGUGGUGAAGAAAUUUCUCGCAAGCCACCUGGUGAAAAGCAUGGUGACAGAAUUGGUAGAAUUUGCACACACAUAUUGAAGCAACAAAGCUAUUACCCUUUAUAUCCUCCUCCUGCUGGUGUACCCUUGGACUUUUCACUCGCUAACGGAGCACUGGAGAUCGCAUCAGCUCCUGACGUUCUCCUGCUUCCUUCUGACCUUGCUCCAUUUGUGAAGGUGCUUUCCCUCGAUGAAAGUAGCGAAGAACCUAAGCGUUUUAUUUGCAUGAACCCUGGGAGAUUAGCAAAGGGCAUUGGUGGAGGCACAUUUGUAGAACUCAACUACAACGAGGACACAGACAAGACAAGCGCCUCCCUUAUUCGCAUCUAGUUUUCCGAAUGCCGUAAUUUAUAGGCUGAUGAGAAUUAGGAAAGCUUCCUUUCUUAUGUAACACACCCCUUACUGCUCAACAGUAAAGGAUCGAAAUUCUUCAUGGUUCUUUAUGUGGUAAGCUUUCCUAAUUGGUCAACGAAAAUCAGUUCAUUUGCGUUAUCCUUGCUGUGAUUAUUCUUGGAGUAGUGUACGGUACUAGCAUUUUCUGCUAACAAGGUGAUUUUACUGUGAACUAACAACUGUUCUGAUCUUGUUCCACAUGACCACAUCCCAUUGUGAAUAAGAAUCAGGAAGCUACUUGAUCAAUUAAGUUAUCAAA